Triticum dicoccoides is the source of this 1489-nucleotide messenger RNA. Its product is annotated as bZIP transcription factor 23-like. The record is from RefSeq and is a predicted model, not a curated record. Gene Ontology annotation, cellular component: nucleus. The transcript has 4 exons. Gene Ontology annotation, molecular function: DNA-binding transcription factor activity. The coding region runs from base 1 to 1086 and encodes 361 amino acids. NCBI's taxonomy places the organism in Eukaryota, Viridiplantae, Streptophyta, Magnoliopsida, Poales, Poaceae. Gene Ontology annotation, biological process: positive regulation of DNA-templated transcription.
AUGGAUUUUCCGGGAGGGAGCGGGCGGCCGCACCAGCAUCAGCAGCACCACCACCAGCCGCUGCCGCCGAUGACGCCGCUGCCGCUGACGCGCCAGGGGUCGUCGGUCUACUCGCUCACGUUCGACGAGUUCCAGAGCGCGCUCGGCGGGCCGGGCAAGGACUUCGGGUCCAUGAACAUGGACGAGCUCCUCCGCAACAUCUGGACGGCCGAGGAGUCGCAGGCCAUCGGCGCCGGCCCCAACGCCGCGGCCUCCUCCUCCGCCGCGGCGGGGCAGGACCACGGCGGCAUCCAGCGCCAGGGCUCGCUCACGCUGCCCCGGACGCUCAGCCAGAAGACCGUCGACGAGGUCUGGCGCGACAUGAUGUUCUUCGGAGGACCCUCCGCCUCCGCCUCCGCCGCCGCCGAGGCUCCCCCGCCGGCCCAGAGGCAGCAGACGCUCGGGGAGGUCACUCUCGAGGAGUUCCUCGUGCGCGCCGGCGUCGUGCGCGAGGACAUGCCGGGGCCGCCGCCGCCCGUCUCGCCGGCCCCCGUGGCCCAGGCGCCGCCUCCGCAGCCACAGAUGCUGUUCCCUCAGAGCAACAUGUUUGCUCCGAUGGUGAAUCCUCUGUCCUUGGCCAAUGGGUUGAUGACCGGAGCAUACGGCCAGGGAGGAGGAGGUGGUGGUGGUGGUGCGGCCGCUAUGGUUUCGCCGUCGCCGACGGGGAGGCCGGUCAUGUCCAACGGCUACGGCAAGAUGGAAGGCCUCAACUUGUCCUCGCUGUCGCCACCACCGAUGCCGUAUGUUUUUAGCGGCGGGCUGAGGGGGAGGAAGCCACCGGCCAUGGAGAAAGUGGUCGAGAGGAGGCAGCGGCGGAUGAUCAAGAACCGGGAGUCUGCGGCGAGGUCGCGCCAGAGGAAACAGAGUUAUAUGAUGGAAUUGGAGACUGAGGUGGCAAAACUUAAAGAGCGGAAUGAGGAGUUGCAGAGAAAACAGGCGGAGAUGCUAGAGAGGCAAAAGAAUGAGGUAUUCGAGAAGGUUACCCGGCAAGCUGGACCGACGUCGAAGAGGAUCUGCCUGCGGAGGACGCUGACGGGCCCUUGGUAAGCCGAAGGCCUGUAAACUAGAGCGCACUACUUUCGACGCCGCGCGGUUUAUAUACAUACAGUAGAUGAAUUUCAGAAUCGCCAGGAGUUGCGCUUGUAGAGCAGCCACUGAUCCGAUGCUUCAGAGCUCAGGCUCCUAGGCCGAUAGACUGCCGGCGAUCUUCACUUCAUAGGUUUUUAGCCGUCCGCGUGCCGUUCCGUGUGAGUAGAGAGCAUUUGUAUGUAAAAAUCUACUUAACCAUGUGUUGGUGUGAUGCUGCAUUAGAACUACAUUUCUAUUUUUUUACUGUUUCGAGGACUCAUUACACAACCAUGUUAGAAAUGAGUUUGUACUCUUCAUAAACCGAUGCCUGGUCGGCUUGUAAAGCAGAACUAUUUGCGCAUCUGUAGAUGAUUUUCUUCCA